Messenger RNA from Ogataea parapolymorpha DL-1, 3225 nucleotides. Its product is annotated as Peroxisomal membrane protein PEX1. The record is from RefSeq and is a predicted model, not a curated record. NCBI's taxonomy places the organism in Eukaryota, Fungi, Ascomycota, Pichiomycetes, Pichiales, Pichiaceae. The transcript has a single exon. Gene Ontology annotation, biological process: protein import into peroxisome matrix. Gene Ontology annotation, cellular component: peroxisome; peroxisomal membrane; cytosol. Gene Ontology annotation, molecular function: ATP hydrolysis activity; ATP binding. The coding region runs from base 1 to 3225 and encodes 1074 amino acids.
AUGGACUCACAGGAGGUAACCGUGGUGUUCAGGCCACUCAACAACUGUCUUGUCAACCUGCCGGCGCCCCUGAUUAACCCAUUUCUCGCCAACAACAUACUCAUUCAGAACAUUGCGGUGGAGCUCAACUUCCGUCCCAGUGGAGCGAAGAAGGACACAAAAUGGCUCGUUGGUUGGAACGGCUAUUUUUCAAGCGAUCCGAAAACCAUGGAGAUCGACUCUGUCUACGCAAGCUCCAUUGGACUUCGGGAGUCGAGGAGAAUCGUCAUUCGUUUAUCUCUCUCGCUCCCCAAGAUCCAGUCCGUCGAACUAGAGCCUGAAACAAGCUCGGACUGGGAGCUGACCGAAAUGUACGCCCAGACGGUCGAGGAUCGAUUUUUGAACCAGGUGAGAUGCGCCGUUUUGGGCCAGAAACUCGCCGUUUACCCCAGCUCCAGCCCUAACAACGUGAUCAAGUUUGUGGUGAAAAAAAUCAAAUCGGAAACCGAGGAGAUCGAGCGCGGAAUCCUGGUCAACGACUCCGAGCUGCACAUCAUACCGAAGGUGCAUAGACGCGAGAAACAGCAGAGCGACGGGUCCUCACGACGCAGACGGUCUGUGUCUGGUCGCCGCUCCUCGCAAUUUGACCCUGUGCCCUCUUGUCUUCUGCGCUCGAUUUCUCUGCCGCACUAUACUUUUCAGCAUGUUAACCAUUCAUCCGCAAAUUACGAAAUAUACGUCAAUCUGGACCAGAACUUUAUCAACCACCAGUUCAAAUCCAUAAAAUACGUGCAGGUUUCUGUGGUCACGGGACCGGGAACGCCUGCAAAAGCAAGCUCUGUGGCCGAGCAGACGAAGAACCACGAAACUGGAUCUUCAGGUAGCUCAAGGAACAACUCCGCUUCUGUGGUUGACCAUAAAAGCGUCAACGGCUCGGUUGCACAGACCGACACAGAGCAGCGGAAAGUGGUAGCCAUACUAGUGCACGACCCGCUUGCUCCGCGACGCAGCGCUGGCGUCUCACCUCUGCUAGCGAUUGCGCUCGGUAUUGAGUACCGUUGCGGAGACAUGGUUUGUAUUGAGGCUGCUCCGCAAAAAUAUGGUACCGACAUCCACACAGUUGUUUUGCACAAAAUUAUCACACAAACAUCAACCGUGAAUGAGCUGGCUUUUAAGCAGGACCAGGACCGGCAACUGAAGCAGGCAGAGGCAAAAAAGGAACUGAGUGCAAAAUUCCAGGAACACUUCAAACGGUUAAAUUUCACAAAAUGUCCGAUCACUAACGGCAUGAAGGUGCCGGUGAUUCCUGACCUGCUGCCCCAGGGAGGGUUUUUGGAGCUGAGAGACGGCUACCAGUGGGCCUUGCUAGGCGACAAAUUGCCAAAUUUCGAGCUAGGGGACGAACGGCUGAAACCUGAGUCGUUUGUGGAGAGACGAUACGAGCCAAAAGAGCUGUCGAUCGUAGGACACAAGGAUCUUAUUGCCCGAUUAGUCAGGUCCGUCAGACAUGGCCAUAACUGUGUUCUUUCUGGCGCCUCGGGUUCGGGCAAAACAACCUUGAUCAACGAGGUUGUACAUCGCCUAGUGACGCUGCACGGAUACUAUUCGAAGAAUAUCAACUGCGAGACAAUCUCAAACGACAAUUUCCACGCAAUUAAAACCCUACUGGAGGACGCAGUCAAGGAAGCCAACUGGCACUCGCCGUCUCUGCUCGUGCUGGAAAACUUAGACUCUCUUAUUCCUCAGGAAAUGGAGCACGGAGACUCCGGGCUCAGCAGGCAGGUGAGCGAAUUUUUGGUCAACUCAUUAAAAGUCCUUACACGAGAACGGGAAAUCUCGCUUCUGUGCUCGUCAAAGUCGAAGGAAGCGCUGAAUGCAACGGUUUUCCAGACCCAUCUCAUCCAGCAGGAGUUUAGUCUGAAAGCUCCAGAUAAAGAGCUGCGAAAAGAAUUGCUACGGAGCUUUAUUGACGAAUACAACAUGGAUCUCGAAAAAGAGGAGAUUUUAAACGACAUCACCGUUGAAACAGAGGGAUACCUUCCGUCAGAUCUCAAGGUGCUUGCUGACAGGACGUUCCACGACUACAUAUCGUCGACAAUCGACAACGACGACUUCCAUCUGCGAGCCUCAAAUUUUGAGCGCGCAUUGCAGGGGUUUGUUCCGUCGUCUUUGCGUGGAGUGAAGUUGCAGAAGUCAGGUGUGGCCUGGUCAGACAUCGGUGGUCUUAAAGACGCGAAGCGGGUGCUUCUGGAGACUUUAGAAUGGCCAACCAAAUAUGCCCCCAUUUUCGCAAACUGUCCCCUGCGUCUGCGUUCUGGAAUCCUGCUGUACGGAUACCCCGGAUGUGGAAAAACGCUUCUGGCUUCAGCCGUGGUGUCGCAAUGCGGUUUAAAUUUCAUCUCCAUCAAGGGCCCGGAAAUUUUAAACAAAUAUAUUGGAGCUUCCGAACAGAGCAUCAGAGAGCUAUUUGAUAGAGCACAAAGCGCAAAGCCGUGUGUCUUGUUUUUCGACGAGUUCGAUUCGAUUGCCCCGAAGAGAGGCCACGACUCGACCGGAGUCACCGACAGAGUGGUCAACCAGCUGCUGACGCAGAUGGACGGUGCCGAAGGACUCGACGGCGUGUACGUGCUGGCUGCCACUUCGCGUCCGGAUCUAAUUGAUUCUGCUCUGUUGAGACCAGGUCGACUGGACAAGGCAAUUCUGUGCGACCUGCCCGACUACCAGAACCGACUGGACAUAUUGCAGACGGUUGCUUCCAAAUUCCAGGUGUCUGACGAAUGCCAGCUCGAACACUUUGCCCGAAAACUUGAAGGCUACUCCGGUGCAGAUUUACAAGCUUUUGUCUACAAUGCGUAUCUGAAAGCUGUGCACGAUAAUCUUGACCAGCUUACAGACGCGAAUGAGGGCACUACGGAACGCAAAAUUGAAUUUUUUAGCAUGCUCAAAAACUUGCAACCUUCGGGCAAUAUUGCCAGCAAAAUCGACACAAUUUGUAAGAACCUGCAUGUUACGGAUUUGAGCUCAUGGAACGAUGCGGAGCAAGAUUCUGGCGGAAAGCCAAACCAGAUCGUUAUCUACAACAGUCACUUCGAGAUCGCUCUAGAAGAAACCAAAAAGAGUAUCUCCAACAAGGAGCUGCGCAACUUUGCCCGCAUCUACUCGCAGUUUGUCGACGGCAAACGAGAGGGCCACUUGCCGGACGGUCAGGCAAGCACAGAUAUUGGCGGCCGGACCACGCUUAUGUAA